AUGAUUGAUAGAUACCGAGGAGUGCUGCGACUCAUCGACUGGGGUUUGGCUGACUUCUACGUCACCGAUAAGAUAUAUCCGGUGACCGUCGCCUCCAGAUUCUACAAACCGCCGGAACUGCUGUUGGGUUACCAUAAGUAUGACUUUGCGCUCGACAUGUGGUCCUUUGGAUGCGUUGCUGCGGCGCUUAUCUUCAAAAGGGAGCCAUUUUUCAAUGGUUUGGAUAAUUUGGAUCAACUGAAGAAAAUUGUGUCCGUUUUGGGAAACGAUUGCCUCAAACAAUAUGUCCUGAAAUACCAGUUGAAGCCAACGGUACAGUAUCUCAUGGAAGGCAUUAUACAGCGCCGGCAGUGGAGAGAAUUCCUAAGCCAUACUCAGACAUCUUUGGCGGUCAAUGAUAUAACUCUGGAUCUAAUCGAUAAACUUCUGGUGUUUGACCACAAGUUUCGAUUGACUGCCGACGAAGCGCUCAGACAUCCGUUCUUUAGUAUGAAAACUGAGAAAAUGGGUUGAAUUGAGAAAAAGUGGA
Oppiella nova is the source of this 529-nucleotide messenger RNA. Lineage: Eukaryota; Metazoa; Arthropoda; Arachnida; Sarcoptiformes; Oppiidae. The record is from the annotation of a GenBank genome assembly.